This is a messenger RNA of Papaver somniferum (opium poppy), 1497 nucleotides long. RefSeq names its product bidirectional sugar transporter SWEET4-like. The coding region runs from base 361 to 1137 and encodes 258 amino acids. Gene Ontology annotation, biological process: carbohydrate transport. Gene Ontology annotation, cellular component: membrane. The record is from RefSeq and is a predicted model, not a curated record. NCBI's taxonomy places the organism in Eukaryota, Viridiplantae, Streptophyta, Magnoliopsida, Ranunculales, Papaveraceae. Gene Ontology annotation, molecular function: sugar transmembrane transporter activity. The transcript is spliced from 5 exons.
AAAUUUUGCUAGAUAAGCAGGGAUUUUGAAAAAAAAAUCUUGAACCUAGUGCCGUUGACACCCUCAUCUCCAUCUCCAUCUCCAUUAUCUCACUCCUUAUUAACUCCCCUUCUCCAUGUGUUCUAUAUAACCUUACAUAAAACCCAUACAUGUCAUGCAAGUAAACCAACCACAUUUUAGACCUAGCCAAGAAUUAGUGAACCCUAGAGAGAGAGAGAGAGAUAAGUUUUAGAUAAACCCAAACAAACUUCUACUCUCCUAUUUAAAUCACUUCCUCUCCUUCCAUUUGUUUUUGUGUUUUAAUCAACUAAACAAACAUUUUUCUUCUUCUUUUCUUACUUGCAAUCCCAUUUUGCAACCAUGGUUUCAGCAGAUGCUAUUAGAACUGCGGUUGGAAUUUUGGGAAACGUAAUAGCACUUGCACUUUUCUUGUCACCAGUACCAACUUUUAUUCAGAUAUGGAAGAAGAGAUCAGUAGAACAAUUCUCACCGGCACCAUACCUGGCAACCCUGCUUAAUUGCAUGUUAUGGGUCCUAUAUGGUUUGCCCAUUGUUCAUCCCCACAGCAUGCUGGUUAUAACCAUCAAUGGAACUGGUUUCGUUAUCGAACUCUCUUACGUGUUACUCUACAUUUACUAUUCUGAGGGUAAAAUGAGGCUAAGAGUACUAGCAAUUUUUCUACUCGAGUGCUUAUUUGUUGCCGUUACGACCGUCUUGGUUCUUACGUUGGCUCAUACACAUGAACGUCGAUCUUUAAUCGUCGGAAGUAUGUGUGUAUUCGUUUGCAUUUUGAUGUACGUCGCUCCAUUAUCCGUCAUGAAAAUGGUGCUUACAACGAGAAGUGUGGAAUACAUGCCCUUCUUUCUUUCCCUAGCUUCUUUUGCCAAUGGUGUUUGCUGGACAACUUAUGCUCUUAUCCGUUUCGAUCUCUUCAUCACUAUUCCAAACGGCCUCGGUACUUUGUUUGGGUUAGGUCAAUUGAUACUCUACGCCACGUUCUAUAAAUCUACACAGAGACAAAUUGCUGAAAGGAAGAGUAAAGGUGAGAUGAGUUUGACAGAAGUGGUUGUGAUGAAUGGAGAUCCUAAGAAAGUAGCCAAUGGGAAUCAUGCUGCUUCUGAGAUACGUGAAACCUAAUGGCUAAAUCAAAACCAGACAACCCAUUAUUAAGGACCCCGUAAAUCACUAGUAUGACUAUAUCAUGAUGCAUUUCAGUGUAUUCCCCCCCCUUCUUCUUUCAUACUUGUUAAGAGUUUCAAGAAAUAUAUAGCGUAUUGCUCUCUUCGUUUCUAUGUAAUGUAAUUUGGGUGUUAAGUUGGCUUUUCAAUAAUGUUAAGCCUAAUUAUGUCUAGCCAAGGUUCCGUUUUCUUCAUUUUUGGUUCAGUAAGAAACUAUGUUAUUGAGGACUAAGGUUUCAUGAAACUGGUGAUGAUGAAUGCACUCAACAUGUAUCUUUAAGAUUGUGUUUAAAAUCAAAAGUAGACGUCGGCAUUGACA